GCUUGAUCUCGCAAGCUUUGUCCUGAAUGAACGACGCAUUUUGACUUGACCAGCUGAAAUUUUAUUUCUUGUAGUGCCGUUCAUAUCACUGAUGGAUGUGCAGUCUUAUCUGUCCUGGAUGCGACCACCAACCCUCUUGAACCACGCUCUGCUUUGCCUCCGGUGCACAACGUUCCUCUUGUGUGAUGGAAUGGUGAAUACCUCCGAAUGACACAAAUCAACACUGAUGUGUACCUUUCGACGUGUGCCUGGAAUUGUCUAGUGAUGCACACACCCCAUUGCACACUUCGUAAUGGCGGCCGAAGGUAAUCAGCUAAGCUCGUCAUUUUCGUUCCAAAUGGAUUGGGAAGGCGAUGGUGCUUUUCUGCCAGGAGGGUGAAAAACCUGCUUCAUGCGAAAAAUGUUGCACAUCCUUUGUUGUUAUACGUGUUAGAUGGCAUUCUGUGCUACAGUUGGUUAAAAAUGUUGCCGAAUGUGUCCUCAACAUCACAUGAUGGUCUCACUCGCCAACAGCCUUGUUGAGGAACUGACUUUUGAUGUGGUGUGAAAGACAAAUAUUGCCUACUCAUUAUGCCCUUUAUUGUGCAGUUAUCAGUUCCAUUUCGCUCUACAGUUAUGCUGGAUGCAUGGAGUCCAGCAAUGAAUCCGACGAGUGAAAGUGUGAUGGCGGUACGCAAAGGAGAGAAACUACUGUAUUAUCCUUCCCCACUUCCUUUCCAGCUGCUCAAUGGUUGAUUUGUUAACGAAUAGUAAUGAUCGCCUCAAAGUCAUCCUUGACUUUUUGCAGUGGUCCACUGAAGCGCUAACUAAAUCACAUCCAAUGAAUCAAUGCCGAUUUAAUAAGGACCACUGGAUCCCUGUGGAGCGUACUGAAGAUCAUGAGAAGUACUGCUCUUUGCGGAGCCUGGGUUACACAAAAGAUGAGAUCUCCAGUAUGCCCGCCACUGUCUCAUGCGUCGGAGUUGACGAGCGUUCAAACUCUAGCACCUCCCCACUGAUUACGUGGGAUCUCGACCUUGAUGCCUUCUCUACUUCAAAACAAAAGAAGAUGCGUAUACUGAAAUACCGUGUGGAACAAGAUUCGACAAAUAUUGAAACUUUGGCAAUCGUCCGUGAUUUGAAGAGACGCCGACAGAGCUAUCGUGGCAUUCACACUGCUCGCCGCUCUUACACAGAAAUUCUGCGUGAGAUUAUUAAGCAACAGACGGAACUCCUUCAAGCAGCCCACGAAAAACAACGUGAGGAGCGGCUUGCCACCGAAAAGUCCAAUCGGGGACCCUGUGUCGAUCGAGCGAAUAUGGAUUCCGCUUCAUGUGAAUGGCGGCCAUCGGCGAGCCACCAGCACCACCAUCGUUCCAACCGUAAUCAUUUGUCUUCCUCGCAAUCGCCAUCUUCUAGAAGCCAUCCACACGACUCAUUUCACCACCGCACCCUCGACCACCGGGAUCGAGACCGCUCCCAUGAUGCGCGAAAAUCGAACGAUUCCAAGAAGCACCAUAAGCAUCACAAGUUGGAGCGCAAACGACGCAGUCGGUCUUGAUUUCACGGGAAACGUACGCUUUAGAACUCUGCAUCUACCCGAUCGCGCACCUAACCACAGUGGUGCCUUUCUUUUUCAUCUUCGAUGGCUCUCUCCAUAGAUGGAACAGUGCUUGCCGCAGGAAACUCUUUGUGACACUUGCUUCUUUGCUCCAUAUUAUACACAUGUUUGAGCCA
This is a messenger RNA of Dicrocoelium dendriticum, 1716 nucleotides long. The record is from the annotation of a GenBank genome assembly. Lineage: Eukaryota; Metazoa; Platyhelminthes; Trematoda; Plagiorchiida; Dicrocoeliidae.